AUGGACGAGUGGCGUUUCAUGCUGUUGUGGAGGAGAGGGGUCGGGAAGAGCUCCAGUGGGAACACCAUUCUUGGGCAGCAAGUAUUCCCUGUGAACAAGACUCUGAGCAGGGUCACACAGGUUUGUGAUCGAAGAGAGGGGACAGUGGACGGAAGGCCUGUGGCUGUGAUUGACACGCCAGGACUCAAAAACUCUUUUGGUGAUGAGAAGAAAGUUAUUCGUAAGAUCCUAAAAAACACUCUGGAAGGGACUGCUCCAAGUGAUGCUAUCAGCAGUGCAGACCAAGAGCUGCGUGAUCUGAUUCGGGAAUGCACUGGAGGGUUCGUAGUCUUCGACAACAAGGACAUGGCAAACCGGACCCAGGUGACUUUGCUCAAGGAGAAGAUAGACACCCUGAUGGCCCUCAACGUCAACAAGUGGUACCCAAGAGAGUAUUACACGUGGUCCGAGAAGAAGAUCAGAAAGAGGCAUGAGAAGCACAUGGAGGAGAUAUCAGAAGACAUUGCAGAAAAGGAGAGGGAAAUGAAGACGCUCUAUAAUGAUGAUGAGCUGGAAGAUACAGGAGCUCUGGCGGAAGGUAGACGAGGAGCUGAGGUUUUUUGCUAA
This is a messenger RNA of Alosa alosa (allis shad), 606 nucleotides long. RefSeq names its product GTPase IMAP family member 7-like. The record is from RefSeq and is a predicted model, not a curated record. The coding region runs from base 1 to 606 and encodes 201 amino acids. NCBI's taxonomy places the organism in Eukaryota, Metazoa, Chordata, Actinopteri, Clupeiformes, Clupeidae. Gene Ontology annotation, molecular function: GTP binding. The transcript has 2 exons.